Messenger RNA from Dichomitus squalens LYAD-421 SS1, 1518 nucleotides. RefSeq names its product DHH phosphoesterase. Gene Ontology annotation, cellular component: cytoplasm. NCBI's taxonomy places the organism in Eukaryota, Fungi, Basidiomycota, Agaricomycetes, Polyporales, Polyporaceae. The transcript has 3 exons. The record is from RefSeq and is a predicted model, not a curated record. Gene Ontology annotation, molecular function: exopolyphosphatase activity. The coding region runs from base 108 to 1433 and encodes 441 amino acids.
GUAAGAUGAAGCCGACGUGCGAACAGAGCUCGCGAUCGCUCAACCUGGGUUGAUAGCGCAACUUUUCUGCUGCCCUCGGACACCAUCAAAGUGGACACUCGGACCGCAUGCCAAUGACACUCUCAACGUUCCUCAAGGAGAGAAAUGCGUCCUAUCUGGAUGCCGUGAAGAGUGGAAAGGCUAAAGAUUGGACUGUUGUUGUAGGGAACGAGGCUGGCGAUCUAGACUCCAUCGCGAGCGCGAUUGCCUUCGCCUGGUAUGCAUCGAAGGUGCAAGGUGCCCCCGCGGUGUCUUUGACACAGACCCCUCGUUCCGACCUGCAUCUCCGCGCCGAGAACCUGCACGCGUUUGGGCUUGCGCAGCUCAGCCCCGACACCGAUAUCCUCUGUAUCGACGACGUCCCCUACGAUUCAUCUGGCCCCUUCCCGUCGGCGAACUUCGCGCUGGUUGACCACAACCGUUUGAAUUCCCGCUUUACGCGGGGAAACCCUGACGCACGCGUAGUCGCCGUCGUGGACCACCACCAGGAUGAAGGACUCUACCGCGAAACCGCAGACCCGCGGCUCAUCGUCGUCCCCACCGGCAGUUGCGCCUCCCUUGUCACGCAGCUGUUCGACCAGCAGGCCGCGGCAGACGACAUCCCGCCGGAAUUGGCGACGCUCCUCCUUUGCAGCAUACUCAUUGAUACUGGCGGACUUAGACCGGGUGGGAAGGCAGAAGCUGCCGAUCACCGCGCAGCGAGUCUGCUCAUCCCGCGAGCGCAGGCGGCGGUGUUCAACCAACAGGCUUUGGUAGCAUCGCCAUUGGAGGGUUCAGAACGAGACGCCCAAGCGCAGUCCGGCGUACAAAUCAACGAGGCCGCUCCUCACGAGACCCCAGGACUCAAAGAGCUGCAUACUACCCUACAGGAGAAGAAGGCGUCUGUCGCGCAUCUGCGCACCCACGACCUUCUGCGACGCGACUACAAAGAGUACUCGAUGAGCCCGGCAGGCGCGCCGUCGACCGAGAUCCAGGUCGGGCUUUCGUCUGUCCCGAUCGGCUUCGCGGAGUGGCUGCCGCGCCACGGAGACGACUUCUUUAGGGAGACGGAGCGGUACAUGGCGGAGCGCGGGCUCAAGGUUCUCGGUAUCCUCACUUCGUUCCGCGACGAGGAACACCCGGGGAAGGACGGUAGAGGGAAGCAUCGGCGAGAGCAAAUGUAUGUCGUGCGAGGGGACAAGGCGCUUGCUGAUGCACUGUUCGAUGCGCUGGCGGAGAGUGAGGAGCUGAAGCUGAAGCGGGUCAAAUUCCCCGAGUACGGCGUGCACAACGGGUUCAGAGACGAGUUCCGCUCCCGGGUGUGGCAACAGAAGAAUGUGGAUGCGACACGCAAGGCGACGGCACCACUCGUCAAGAGCAUCAUCGAAGGGAGGAACAGGGGCGCCAGCCUCUAGUUCUCAUCAGUACAUACCGUGAGAGUCCCGAGCGGUAGCGAUUGGUUCUGUGCUUGAUAUGUCUGUUACUCACCAAGGAUACCAU